GGAGAGGGAGCCUAAAAGCCCAGGCGCUGGACGGUGGGCCGCCAGCCCAGCAUGUCCCCAAAGCUGAGUGCGUGCUGGGUGGCGCUGGGCCCGCUGCUGUGCAGCUGCGCUCUGGCGCUGCAGGGCGGGAUGCUCUUCCCCAGGGAGAGCCCGUCGCGGGAGGUCAAAGCGCUGGACGGACUGUGGCGCUUCCGCGCUGAUUUCUCGGAAAACCGGCUGCAGGGAUUCGAACAGCAGUGGUACAGGCAGCCGCUGCGGGAGUCCGGCCCAACUUUGGACAUGCCAGUCCCUUCCAGCUUCAAUGACAUCACCCAAGAGGCCCGGCUUCGGAACUUUAUUGGCUGGGUGUGGUAUGAGCGGGAAGCAAUCCUACCACAGCGAUGGACCCAAGACUCCGAUAUGAGAGUGGUGCUGAGGAUCAACAGUGCCCAUUACUACGCUGUUGUGUGGGUGAAUGGGAUUCACGUGGUGGAACAUGAAGGGGGUCACCUCCCCUUCGAAGCUGACAUCAGCAAGCUGGUCCAGAGUGGGCCCCUGACCACCUGCCGGGUCACCAUUGCCAUCAACAACACACUGACCCCUCAUACCCUGCCACCAGGGUCCAUCAUCUACAAGGCUGACACCUCCAUGUAUCCUAAGGGUUACUUUGUCCAGGACACAAACUUUGACUUCUUCAACUAUGCGGGACUGCACCGGGCUGUGGUCCUCUACACCACCCCUACCACCUACAUCGACGAUAUUACUGUGACCACUAACGUGGAGCAAAACAUUGGGCUGGUAAAUUACUGGAUUUCCGUCAAGGGCAAUGAACAUUUCCAGUUAGAAGUUCGUCUUUUGGAUGAGGAUGGCCAAGUCGUGGCCCAGGAAACAGGGGACCAGGGUCAACUUCAGGUGCCAGGUGCCAACCUUUGGUGGCCAUACCUGAUGCAUGACCAUCCAGCCUACCUGUACUCCUUGGAGGUGAGGAUGAUGACAGCUGGGCCUGUGUCUGACUUCUACACCCUCCCUGUCGGGAUUCGAACAGUGGCUGUCACCGAGAGCAAGUUCCUCAUAAACGGGAAACCUUUCUAUUUCCAUGGUGUCAACAAGCACGAGGACUCGGAUAUCCGAGGGAAGGGCUUCGACUGGCCGCUGUUGAUGAAGGAUUUCAACCUACUCUAUUGGCUUGGUGCCAACUCCUUCCGUACCAGCCAUUACCCCUACUCCGAGGAGGUUCUUCAGCUGUGUGACAGAUACGGAAUCGUGGUCAUUGAUGAGUGCCCCGGUGUGGGCAUCGUGCUGCCCCAGAGUCUUGGCAAUGAGUCUCUUCGGCACCACCUGGAGGUGAUGGAGGAGUUGGUACGCAGGGACAAAAAUCACCCUGCGGUUGUGAUGUGGUCUGUGGCCAAUGAGCCUUCUUCUGCUCUGAAACCUGCCGGUUAUUACUUCAAGACGCUGAUCACCCACACCAAAACCCUGGACCCCACCCGUCCUGUGACCUUUGUGACCAACACCAAAUAUGAUGCAGACCUGGGGGCCCCGUACGUGGACGUGAUCUGUGUGAACAGCUACUUCUCCUGGUAUCAUGACUAUGGGCAUCUGGAGGUGAUCCAGCCGCAGCUGAAGAGCCAGUUUGAGAACUGGUAUAAGACUCACAAGAAGCCGGUUAUCCAGAGCGAAUAUGGAGCAGAAGCAAUCGCAGGGUUUCACGAGGAUCCACCUCUCAUGUUCAGUGAGGAGUACCAGAAAGCUCUCCUGGAAAACUAUCAUUCGGUUUUCGAUCAGAAACGAAAAGAAUAUGUGGUUGGAGAGCUCAUUUGGAAUUUUGCUGACUUUAUGACCAACCAGACACCGACUAGAGUAAUAGGGAACAAGAAGGGGAUCUUCACUCGCCAGAGACACCCCAAAAACGUGGCAUUUAUUUUGCGAGAGCGAUACUGGAGGAUUGCCAACGAAACCAGACAUCACCAUUCAGUGCCAAGGACGCAGUGUUUGGGAACCAGACCAUUCACAUUCUAAAGCCAGAACUACCUCACUGCAGGCCCAACCUCUGAUGAAGUGAGACACAGUUUCUCAACAGACCAGGUGUUCUCACAGGUCCUGACUCUAGAGAUUUUUACUCUGGAUUUUGUGAUCUGCUAAUAGGGGACAUUAGAAGUGACAAUAAAGCUUCUCUUGUAUGGGAAUAAUAA
Messenger RNA from Mesocricetus auratus (golden hamster), 2171 nucleotides. RefSeq names its product glucuronidase beta (gene Gusb). NCBI's taxonomy places the organism in Eukaryota, Metazoa, Chordata, Mammalia, Rodentia, Cricetidae. Gene Ontology annotation, molecular function: signaling receptor binding; carbohydrate binding; beta-glucuronidase activity. The coding region runs from base 52 to 1998 and encodes 648 amino acids. Gene Ontology annotation, biological process: glucuronoside catabolic process; carbohydrate metabolic process. The record is from RefSeq and is a predicted model, not a curated record. The transcript has 12 exons.